AUGAUCGUGUGCGUGCAGCCGCGUCUGCCCCGAGGCGAGAGGAAAGUACAGCAGGGCAUCACAGGUACAGCAGGCCAUCACAGUUACAGCAGGCCAUCACAGGUACAGCAGUGCGUCACAGGUACAGCAGGGCAUCACAGGUACACCAGGCCAUCACAGGUACAGCAGGGUGUCACAAGUACACCAGGCCAUCACAGGUUCAGCAGGCCAUCACAGGUACAGCAGGGCAUCACAGGUACACCAGGCCAUCACAGGUACAGCAGGCCAUCACAGGUACAGCAGGGCAUCACAGGUACACCAGGCCAUCACAGGUUCAGCAGGCCAUCACAGGUACAGCAGGGCAUCACAGGUACAGCACCCGGCCAUCACAGGUACAGCAGGGUGUCACAGGUACAGCAGGGCAUCAUAGGUACAGCAGGGUGUCACAGGUACAGCAGGCCAUCACAGGUACAGCAGGGCAUCACAGGUACAGCAGGGCAUCACAGGUACAGCAGGGCACCACAGGUACAGCAGGCCAUCACAGGUACAGCAGGCCAUCACAGGUACAGCAGGGUGUCACAGGUACAGCAGGGUGAGGCCAUCACAGGUACAGCAGGGCAUCACAGGUACAGCAGGGUGUCACAGGUACAGCAGGCCAUCACAGGUACAGCAGGCCAUCACAGGUACAGCAGGGCAUCACAGGUACAGCAGGGCAUCACAGGUACAGCAGGGUGUCACAGGUACAGCAGGGUGUCACAGGUACAGCAGGGCAUCACAGGUACAGCAGGCCAUCACAGGUACAGAAGGGCAUCACAGGUACAGCAGGGCAUCACAGGUACAGCACCCGGCCAUCACAGGUACAGCAGGGUGUCACAGGUACAGCAGGGCAUCACAGGUACAGCAGGGCAUCACAGGUACAGCAGGGCACCACAGGUACAGCAGGGCAUCAUAGGUACAGCAGGGCAUCACAGGUACAGCAGGCCAUCACAGGUACUGCAGGGCAUCACAGGUACAGCACCCGGCCAUCACAGGUACAGCAGGGUGUCACAGGUACAGCAGGCCAUCACAGGUACAGCAGGGUGUCACAGGUACAGCAGGGCAUCACAGGUACAGCACCCGGCCAUCACAGGUACAGCAGGGUGUCACAGGUACAUCAGGCCAUCACAGGUACAGCAGGGCAUCACAGGUACAGCACCCGGCCAUCACAGGUACAGCAGGGUGUCACAGGUACAGCAGGCCAUCACAGGUACAGCAGGGCAUCACAGGUACAGCAGGCCAUCACAGGUACAGCAGGGCAUCACAGGUACAGCACCCGGCCAUCACAGGGCGGAAACUCUGACCUCAGGCUGUAGUCUGCCUCAGGGCGGACAGACUCUGACCUCAGGCUGUAGUCUGCCUCAGGGCGACUCUGACCUCAGGCUGUAG
Messenger RNA from Knipowitschia caucasica, 1404 nucleotides. NCBI's taxonomy places the organism in Eukaryota, Metazoa, Chordata, Actinopteri, Gobiiformes, Gobiidae. The record is from the annotation of a GenBank genome assembly.